AUGCCCCUCCCCCGCGCAUCCCUCUCUUCCUUUCUCACUUCCGCCAAAUCUAUCCUCUCAAACCCCUCCAAACACUCUACACCUCUAACCUUCAUAAUCGGCAACGAAUCCGCCGGCAAGUCCUAUCCAUGCACCCUCCACCCUCCUAUACCCGCCCUCCUCUUCGCCUACCUCCGCACCUACGCCCCCACCUCCCGCACAUUCUACAUCCCGCUAUCCAACAUCCCGCGCGCCGACCUCUCGCUGCGUCCCGAACUCAUUCCCGUUCUAACGCGCGCAAAUCUCAAGCCCAGUGAUCUCCUCACACUAUCCGACCUACCCCCACGCUCAUCACCCGAGCUAAAACAUGCGAGAUGGGUGCUUGUAGACCAUAAUGCCCUUCAGGGCGAGCUGGGGAAGGCGUAUGGGGGGAAUGUGGUGGGUUGCGUAGAUCACCAUGAUGAAGAACACAAGAUACCGGUAUCUAGAAGCAGUGGGGAUAUAGAAGAGCCGAGGAUUGUGGAGAAGAGCGGGAGUUGUGCGAGUCUUGUUGUGCGAUAUUGUAGAUCCGCAUGGGAUGGAUUGAGUCUCGAACAGGCAGAUGUGGAGGGGGAUAAAGAGUUGGCAAGCUUGGCUGUGGCUGCUAUUCUGGUGGAUACACAGAAUUUGACGGCGGAGAGUAAGACGAUGGAGGUUGAUAGGGAGGCGGUGGGAUAUUUGCAGCGGAAGUGGGGUGGCGAGAGAGGGGAUAGGGAGGGCUAUCUGGGGGAGAUUACAACGGCGAAGGAGGAUAUUGGGGGAUUAGGUUUAGAGGAUAUAUUUAGAAAGGAUUAUAAGCAGUGGACGGAACAGGAAGGGUUUAACAUCGGUGUUAGUUCUGUGGUUAAGGAUCUCGGAUAUCUAAUAAAGAAGACUAAGGAUAAGGGGAAGUUCUUUGAUAUUUUGCGGGAGUUUGCAAGCGAUAGGGAGUUGGAUGUUUGCUCGAUUAUGACUACGUCGCAUGAGGAGGGCGCUUUUAGGAGGGAAUUACUUGUUUGGGCGUUAAAUGAAAAGGGAGUUGAGGCUGCGAAGAAGUUCGAGGCGAGUUCUAGGGAAAGGUUAGGGCUGAAGAAGUGGAAUGAGGGGCGUUUGGAUAUGGAUAGCGAGAAGGAGUGGAGGAGAUGCUGGUGGCAGCAGAGAGUUGAGCAUAGCAGGAAGCAGGUUGCGCCGCUUUUAAGAGCCGCAAUAAAUAGUUAG
This is a messenger RNA of Lachnellula hyalina, 1215 nucleotides long. It is a transcript of the gene PPX1, whose product is annotated as Exopolyphosphatase. Gene Ontology annotation, molecular function: exopolyphosphatase activity. Bases 1 to 1215 code for a protein of 404 amino acids. Lineage: Eukaryota; Fungi; Ascomycota; Leotiomycetes; Helotiales; Lachnaceae. The transcript has 2 exons. Gene Ontology annotation, cellular component: cytoplasm. The record is from RefSeq and is a predicted model, not a curated record.